Messenger RNA from Cotesia congregata, 3573 nucleotides. The record is from the annotation of a GenBank genome assembly. NCBI's taxonomy places the organism in Eukaryota, Metazoa, Arthropoda, Insecta, Hymenoptera, Braconidae.
AUGAAGAGACGCAAAACACAUGAAAAAAAUCAGUCACGAUCAUCAACAAGUUCAUCGAAAACUCAGAAAGAAUCUUCGCCAUUAAAAAGCAAGAGUCUUCAAGUAGUAAAAGGGCGUAAUGCUAAAAAAAAUUUACCAAAAAAUAAAUAUGAAACGCUAGAAGAAGGUCCGUUAAAUUACAGAGAAUUUUUGGAAUCAUUGGAAUCACUUUUUGAUGUUAAAAAGCCAUUAAAGUCGCUGGAAAGUUUAUAUAAGACUUAUUUGGGUGCAGAAGAUUCAUCUUCAGAGACUACUAUUAGCGAAUGCAGUUCUGAGUAUUUUAACCAAAAUUUCUUCCCACAUUUUAGGCCCAUAAAAGAUCAACUUAACAUACAGAACUUUCAAGUGACGACACAGUACGAUUUUAAUCAGUUCGAUGAUUCUUCUUUGAAUUCUGUUGAAGAAAAUAAUUUAGCAAUGGCAGAAGAAGUUAAUAGACAACCAGAAACAACUUUUAAUAUAGAGGAUGAAACUCUACCGAAUUUGUCUUCAGAAAUUAUGAACGAACACUUAGAUACGACAGAAGAUCUGCAACAAGAUAGUGAAAUCUUGGAUGAUCAAUUUGAUGCGUCGGAAAAACUACAGAGUACUAAAAUAUUAGAUGAUGAAUUUGAUACUACGAAAGAAAUUCAAGAUGAAGGCAAAGUAAAUCAGAGUAAAGAAGGACUCAGUGUUAAAGAACCAAGUAUUAAAGAUGGAAAAUCUAAAGAUGCUUUGCAGUCUGGGAUAACAUCAUUUUCUUCUUCUGAACCAAGUCGGAUAGUAUCCAAUUAUACUAAAAAAGGAAGUUUAAAAUCUGUUGUAGAUGAUACCAAAGAAGAAAUAAAUAAUAAAGAUGGAAAUAUUAAACAGGAAAAUUCCAAAAUCAGUUCGCGCUCUGCAAUAACUUCAUUUUCUUCUUUUCAAAUGACCGAAAGAGGAUCUAAUGAUACAAGUACAAGUAGUUUUAAUUUUGUUUAUCAUGUUAAUCCGUCGAAAGAAGAAAUAAAACCUCUUGUAGACGUAAGGUACGCUGAAGAUAAUUCAAUGGGAAUGAUGGACAGUAAAAUGAUCAAAGAAAUAGGUGAAGCUUAUGAGCAAUUAGCAUCUUUGCAAGCGGAAAUUGAUCAGCUUCGAGAAGAACUCGAACAAUUACAAUGUAAAGAAGAUUUGACGGAUAAAGAGAAGUAUAUUUUAGAGAAAAAAAGUCGGGAUGUUAUAAAAAAAACGGCAGAACUUGAUGCUUUGACUAAAAAAAUUCAAAAAGUUCUGGAAGUCACAGAUCCUGCGUCUAUUGAUGGUUACGUUCAGGCCCUGGGACUAAUUCCUCAAUUUGAAGACAUCAAGGAGGAUGAACAGAUUAAAGUUCAAUUACGGAAAAACUGGGAAGCUACUUCUCAAGAUGAAUGUUUCGAUUUACCUCAGCAGGAAUAUCCUGAAGACAAAUUGCCGAGGAUAAUUGUUUGUGGCAACACUGAAGAAAGAAUCCCCAGAAUUAUUGUAGCUGACAGUAAAAAAAAAUUCAACAAAACCAAUGUAGAAUAUUUGGAAAAAAUAGCGGUAAAAUUUUCAGAUGCUCUCAAUGUCCAAGAAAAACUUGCUCGUGAAAAUGCUCAACUGGAAGGUGGCAAAUUUAAAUUAGAGCAGGCCUUGAUAGAAAAGGACGACGUCGUUGAAGAUCUUCAGCGAACAGUAUGUAACCUUCAGGCGGAAAUGCGUAUGGUUAUGAAAAAAAAUACGGAAUUGAGUUAUCAAGUCGCGACGUUGAAUGAACAAGUUGUAAACUACAGUUGUCCUGGGUCGUUUCAAAACUCUCCACGGUCAGCUAAUUAUCAGACUAGUCCGCGUUACAAUAAUUCUAAUUACUGUCCAAGCAAUACGGAACGUUCACGAUUGGGCGGCGGUGGAUCCGGGCAUGAUAUUUGCAGUCAAAUUGGAUGCUGUCGUCCAGGAAUGUCCCCAGUUUCAAUGACUGAACUUAGAUUUAAACGUGGUGAUUGUCCUGCGGAAUUAGGAAACAAGUUGUUUGAUUGCGAAACUAAUACACAGCAACUGGAAGAACAAUUAGGCAGUAUAGAGCAAAAUGUUCAAACAAUAAAAAAGGAAUUAGCAACUGUGACACGUGAAAAAAUUCAAUUAGAACAGCAAAGAAAAUUACUAAGGUGUACAGCACCUUGUGCGCCUUGUCCUUGUCCUAACCAAGGUGAUGUUCGUGGUUCACCAUCAGAUCGUGGAGUUCUGAAACCUUUACCUGAAGAAAUUCCGUUCCCUAAAAUGCUUCAGGCGACUGGUAUUCCUUCCUGCACUGGAGCAUGUACGCACGCUCCAAUGGGCGGUAGUAAUUGUCCGUUGCAGCAGUUGCGAGAUCUACGAGAGCAGUAUGCAAGACUAAAAGAAGACUAUAACAAUAAAUUACGUGAAGUUUCUUAUUUGAGAACUGAUGCCGAAAAAAUGAAGCAGGAGACACGUGAUGCCAAAGAUGAGAAAGAAAAGGUUGAGAAUCAGCUGAUAGAUUUGCAAGAGCGAUUAAAGUGUUUUGAAUCGGAUAGAAAUAGAUAUGUUGGUAGCAAAGAACAGAUGGUAGAACAGGAACAGACCGUGAUUGUUGCUCGGCAGCGAUACAGAGAAGCACAAGAAGAACUUGAAGAAUUGAGAUCUAUGAUUCAGGAUCAAGCCAAUCAGUUAGAUGAUUAUCGAAAUAAGUAUUUACAUGCUCAAGAACAGGUUGAAGAUCAGAGAAGGCAGUUAGAGUUGAUGGAGAUGGACAAUGCUCGGAUGAAUGAAAAUGUUACACUUGAAUUGGGAAGAGUUAAGAAUCAAUUUCAAGAAAAAUUGGCUGAAUUGGCUCCACUUCCUGACAUUCUUAAGCAAACGCAAUUGAAACUUCAAGAAUGUCAACAAAUGCGUUUAUUAGCGGAGAGAAAUUGUGAAGAAUUAUCGCGUGAAUUAAUGCAUUGUAAAGACAAAAUUGGAGCUAUCACCAGCCAGUCAGAGAUGUUAAGAAGUGAAAAUGUUCUUCUUAAGGGAUCAGAUCAACAAGAAGAUUUGGAAAAUAGAAACCGUGAAUUGAAAAAUGAAAAUGAACGAUUAAAGAAUGCUUGUGCGAGAUCUGAAGAACGCGAGAAUGAGUACAAGCAGAGAAUUGAAGAAAAAUUGCACGAAAUUGCUCAGCUGUCAUCUAUGUUAGAGCAAGUUAGAGAAGACUCGGCCAGGCAAGUCGCAAGAACGAAGGAAAGAUGUGAAACUAUGCGUCGAUCUAUGCAAGCACAAAUAGGUGAUUUGGAAAAACAACUGGCGCAAUGCAGGGCAACGACCAAAGCUGCUCAAAGAGACAAAGAUGAGAUACGACAGAAGAUGCAGGGUCAAAUAAAUCAUUUGAGUGAAGCUUUCGAACAAGCACAAUGCCGAAUUCGAACUCUUCAAGGUCAAGUCAGUUAUUUGAACACUUCUUACAGCAAUGUUUUCAAUGUUGGAGCUCGUGUUGAUACUCCUGGUCCUUCAAUACCAGUUGAGAACAGUCAAAAUCUCUAUGAUACUUGCAAUUGUAAUUACUGA